Molecule: messenger RNA, 3858 nt
Organism: Penicillium robsamsonii
Lineage: Eukaryota; Fungi; Ascomycota; Eurotiomycetes; Eurotiales; Aspergillaceae
Product: inositol polyphosphate kinase KCS1
Exons: 3
Coding region: 1-3858 (1285 amino acids)
Biological process (GO): phosphatidylinositol phosphate biosynthetic process; inositol phosphate biosynthetic process
Cellular component (GO): cytoplasm; nucleus
Molecular function (GO): inositol hexakisphosphate kinase activity
Source: RefSeq, a predicted model, not a curated record
AUGUCAAACUCGCCGUCCGUUCCCGAAGAUACCUUGCCUAACCCCUUGGUGACACCUGCAACACCUGCCCAACAUGAUUGCUCGGAUAUCAAUACCCCACGUCACUUGCGGCAGGGCCAGCUGUCUCAGGGACCUAGGGAGGACCGCGACCACCCCCCGGAGAAUACCGCACAACCGGAUAUCGCCUACAGGCCUCAGCUGUCAGAACGUGACAGCAUCUUUGCUACUCAUUACCUUCCUUCAGAUAGCGCCGCAACUACCCCACAAUUACCCCCCAAAAAGGCCUUGGGCAAUGAACGCCAGGUCAACCUGAUCCCUGCCCUCGACGAUGCAUCCGUGUCUCCAAGUGCAUUCUCCAAGGUCUCUCCCCACCGUUUGAACGUCGACCCUUCCCACAUGGAAGUUGACGUCCACAGAAACUCUCCACUGCGUUCCUCUGCUCUCUUUCCCUCCACCGACAUCCCUCGUUUGUCUCUCCUGCGCGCAUCGACAUCGCCGACUGAUUACAAGAAAGCGGAGAUUGAGACGGGCGUGCAGCCUCAUUUAGGCGGUACUCAGCGGCACAAGGUGCCAUUGGACAACACAGGUACGAAUACCAAUCGGUUUCAAGGCACUUUACCUGAACGGAAUCUCUUCCCGUCCACACUAGAUGAUGUCCCUCGUACCUCCCACUCUUUGACCAUCCUAUCCUCUGGCCAGAGCCCUCAGGUCAGCCAGGAUCUCUUAUCCUACAGCCCUACAGACGAAACCCAGACCCCUGUUGCGCCUGAGCGAAGCCCUAGCAGAGGUCGUCGUGGCCGAGUUGACAGCUCGAUUGAAGCCAAUUUACCCCACUCGGAGCCGGCUUCUAAUGUGCGCAGCCGUAAGUCCAGUCACUACCUGGGUCUUUUCAAGGAAAACACAGCCGCUUCGUCGCCGGAUCGCAAACGACGGGAGGAUCGCGGCCGACCACAAGAUGAGACGGAGUCGAAGGAUAGCAUCAUGGAUUACGAACCAGAGCCACAUGGGUCAGAGCAGGAAACUUCGCUUCGUAAAAGCAUCUCACUCUCCGCACUUGGCGAUGCUCCGUCUUUCCAACCUCCUCCGACCGAGUCCUCUCAGACCAUACCAGACGAUGUGCCCUCUAAGCGUCGCCCAACAGCGUUGCCUCGCAGCUUGCUAGAGGAGAUCCGAAAUUUCCAUCUCACGCCCGGUGGUAGCCAUGGAUCUUCUUUCUCCAAAAGCAUUCCAACUCAAUAUUCAGAGCGCACUCGUGACUACUUCCAGCCAGAUUCUGACGUUGAGGUAUCCCCGACUAGCUCUUUCGAGGAAGAGGAGCGUCGUAAACCAAGGGAAUUUGGGAUUGAGGAGGAGGAAAAUGAGCAGAUCUCUUCUGCGGUUUACUUCCCGCACGAGCGUACAGUGCCUGAUGGGGCUGAUGCAUUACAGCAAUUUCCCGAUAGCUCUAAUGAUGUACAGCCGGGUCAGAUGUCGGCUGCGGAGAAAGGCCGUGAGCUGAUCUUAGUACCAGAGCGUAGCGAUUCUCCCGAAAAGGAAAUCAGCCAUGUGGAUAUAUCCUUUCGAUCUAAGAAUGAAAGUAAGAUCCUUUAUGGCGAUAUCCAUUCUCCACGAGAGAAUCUGCCAGACAACCCCUUGGGUACCAUCUCUGAAUGCAGCUAUGAUUCAACAUACGAUUCCGAAGCUGAACCUCAGUCAGCGGAUGAAAGUAUACAAUCUGCGACUGAGCUGACUGAUGAGGCGGGAACUCCGACUGCCACACCGACCCAGAAAUCCCGGCUUCUCGCUCGCCCCAACGCUCCGCCCCCGGGGCCUCUUGGUGCUGUGGAAUUGAAGCCCUAUCGACAUCAGGUUGGCGGGCACACGACCGUUUUCCGAUUUUCAAGACGCGCUGUAUGCAAGCAGUUGAACAACCGAGAGAAUGAGUUCUACGAACGGAUUGAACUGAGGCACCCAGAUAUGCUUGUGUUUCUCCCAAAAUACAUCGGAGUUCUGAAUGUGACCUUCUCGAAGACAUCUAAACGAAAGGAUCAGGUCGAUCCUGCCGAUGAGACAACUCAAGCGGCGACACCUGCCAACGGAACUUCAACGCUUAGCUCUCAGCUUCUCGAGGCAGCUGAGUCACAAGAGCCACAGCGAGUUGUUAGCCAGUCCCAAGUCACAGGGGUCAUUCCUAAGGUCAUUCUUGAGAAUAAUCGACACAUCAUUCCUGCCGAUCUUUUCACCCGGCAGCAGCGACCGCGGACAGCAGAUGCUUCAAUCAACCGCGCACGAUCCGUUGAUGGCCUCGAGGGCAUGUCAGUGGAGUCUGAUCCAUCGGCGCUGAGCAAGCGGGCCAAGAUCUGGGGCGCCACAACCGUCAAUCUCAAGCUUCAGGAGCAGGUUCUCCGCGAGGUAUUCAGCCCUCCUGCCAUUCAUCAUCAUCGACGGCAUGCUCGUGGUCAUGUCCAUCUGCCAAGAGCUAAUUCCGACAUGCCCGUAACCACACACCGCCGAGAGAACCUAUCAGAAGACCACACCGCCUCCAGUCGACAACCAGUCUCUGGGCCAAUCGAAGCUCUGAAGACAGAAGCGAUUGACAUCAAGGUGGCCCCAAAUGAAGGCCCUGCUCUAUCAUCGUCGGCUUCGACUGCCCUAGAUGCAAAUCAAAGCCGCCUUGAGAAAAUCCGGACCGAAGAGGGGCCCAAUCGAGCAAGCUCGCUCUCUCGAGCUUAUCACACUAGACGGCGCCAUUCCGGGAGUGGCCUCCGGAGACGUGGCAGCAUGGACUCUCGCAACAAUGGAGAGCUUCUGUUCUUUGAUGACGAUGAUUAUGUCGGUGACAAGGAGGAUGAGAUUUUCUCGAUGGAAGCUGAUGCUUCGAUGUCGACUUCUUCCACCGCGAAACUGUCGGUUUCACCAGCGUCAGAAAAUAACUCGACUAAUGGUCGCCCUGCAACCGAGCAUUUUGCUUCUAGUAUAACUUCUGAUCCAACUCGUUUCAAACCAAAAGAGCCCCUCAAUGCGGCUCUACCCAGCAACCCUAAAGAGGCACAGCUGAGAAAAGACGAAAGAGUGCAGUUCUUUCUCCUCCUUGAAGAUCUGACCGCUGGUAUGAAUAAACCAUGCGUACUGGAUUUGAAGAUGGGCACCCGACAGUAUGGCAUUGAAGCGAAUGAGAAGAAGAAGAAGUCCCAGCGACGAAAGUGUCAGUCUACUACUUCGCAGCAGCUGGGCGUGCGGCUCUGUGGCAUGCAGACUUGGAAUGUUAAGAAGCAGGAGUACAUAUUUGAAGACAAGUAUUUCGGACGGGAUUUGAAAUCUGGUCGUGAGUUCCAGGAUGCGCUCACCCGGUUCCUAUACGACGGCGUCAACUAUGCCAGUGUUGCCAAAAAGAUCCCUGUCAUUCUGGAAAAACUUGCUUUGUUAGAGCACAUGAUUCGACAGCUGGGUAGCUAUCGGCUGUAUGCUAGCAGUCUCUUGAUUCUUUAUGACGGAGAACCGCAAGCUCCACCUGAGCAAGGACCGCCUCGGUCUGGCGGUAAACAUGGAAAGUCCAAUGACGGCCAGAGCAGACAGAACGUUCAACUGAAGAUCGUCGAUUUCGCUAACUGCGUCACUGGCGAGGACAAACUUCCUCUAGAUACGCCAUGUCCACCUCACACCCCGCACGACAUUGAUCGUGGAUAUCUGCGUGGCCUCCGUACACUCCGGAUGUAUUUCCAGCGGAUCAUGAAGGAGGUGACUCUGGACGAAUUCGUUGAACGUGGUGAAGGUGAAGCCAUCGCGCUGGGUUCUCAACCUGCGGCUCGUGAGAGACCGUCUGCUCAGUAUUGGGAUGAAACCAUGAUAGAAACCGACGCGGGCGAAGUCAGUUUCUAG